Solanum stenotomum is the source of this 1804-nucleotide messenger RNA. Its product is annotated as growth-regulating factor 9-like. Gene Ontology annotation, molecular function: ATP binding. The record is from RefSeq and is a predicted model, not a curated record. The transcript is spliced from 4 exons. Lineage: Eukaryota; Viridiplantae; Streptophyta; Magnoliopsida; Solanales; Solanaceae. Gene Ontology annotation, cellular component: nucleus. Bases 250 to 1512 code for a protein of 420 amino acids. Gene Ontology annotation, biological process: regulation of DNA-templated transcription; developmental process; DNA-templated transcription.
AAAAUUUACUCAAAUUAAUUCUGAAUAAGUGAUACAUAUCAUAUAAAUUGAAUAAAGGAAGUAGCUUUUUUGUUUUCUUCUCUCUUACUGUGCUCAUCAGUUUUUGCUGUGAUGCAUCUUUGGCAAGUGUCAGCAAUAUCAGCUGUAGUCUCAGAAGCUGAACCACUCUCUCAUUUCUGUAUAGUAAAUUCUGGGUUGGUUUAGUUGCAGGUUUUGCUUUUUCCUUUUCCUUCCAUGUGAAGUCAAGAAAUGCAGCUUCAUCUAUUCUCUGCCACCCCUCUUUCUCUCUCAGGAAAAGGAAAAGAGGAUGAAAUAAAGAAGAAAGAAGGGUCACCACCUUGCAUAGAGCUGUCUUUAGGCUAUGGAAGUUCAAGCCAUGUUGUUGAGGAAGAUGAAAAAGAUUCCAAAUCCUCUAACUCUCUGUUCACAGCAGCUCAGUUUCAAGAACUUCAACUCCAAGCUGUGAUUUUUAAGUAUUUAGUUUCUGGUCUUCCAGUUCCUUUUCAUCUGUUUUUCAUCAUUUGGAAUAGUGUUUCAAGCUCCUUGGGUGACGGGGGAAUCUACAAACUAUAUCCUACCUUGGGGAGAUUUGAUUAUACGAGCAUGACGGAUCCUGAACCAGGAAGGUGUAGAAGAACUGAUGGGAAGAAAUGGAGGUGCAAAAGGGAUGUGAUUCCAGGUCAGAAGUACUGUGGGCAGCAUGUGCAUCGAGGUCGACGUUCAAGAAAGCCUGUGGAAUCUUCUGAACAUGAUAUGAGAUCAGAUGAUACAAAUAUCAUUUCCAAGAUAACUAAACUGUAUGCCAGUUCCGAUGACCCUGGCAGCAAAUGUGCUCCUGCAAGUAGUAAAACAUCCUGUUUGUCUUCUACUAGCAGAAGUAACCAAUACAACGGCAUCGAGGACUCAUCUGUUAAACUAAGAUUCAUCAAUUCUGGCAACGGCAGUGAGAAGCAAGACAACUACAUGAUUUGCAAUAGAAAGGACAUCACAACGUCCGUAAGAACCCCAUCUUUCAUUUCUGGUGACAAUGCUGAUAGUAAGAACAUUGAUUUCAAUCGUAUUAGUCCCAGCAAAACCAACCAAAAACAGAAUUGCGGAGAAGCUAGGAAGCAUGGUGCUUUGGUUCCAAUUUUUGGUCUAUCUACAAAGAGUGACCUGCAACACUCUAUAGGCUCAGAAGCUGACCAACAGAGGUGCCGAAGAUCAGAUGGAAAGAAAUGGAGAUGCAGCAAGACUGUUGUUCCUUGUCAAAAGUACUGUGAGACUCACAUGCACAGGGGAGCCAACAGAAAAAGGGUAGCCUCUGUUUCGGUUGUUGUUCCACCUUCUAAACCUCCUUCAUACAGGUUUUGCCCACCCGAAAAUGAUGAUACUCGAAGAAACUUGAACACCAGUCUCUCCAUUUACACAAUCCCAGGGCGCCAAAACAUUACAGAUGAUGAUUCUAACAGUAACAGUAUUAGUGAUGCCACCACUAUCACCGAUGAAAUACCAGCAUUUGUGUCGCAUUAGUAGAUAAUCGUGGAAACUUUGUGUUGUUGGUGUUCUUUUUGGGAAGAUGUGUGAACUUAGAGAGUACUUGAGAAGUGUCCAUCAAGAUGAUUUUGUGGCCGUGUACAAGUCCUUAGCUAGUUUGUAAAUCUUUUAGGAUUGAAAAUUCUGUUUUGUAAUAGGUUUGAUGAGAUGAUAGACAUGUACUUUUUCCUACUGUAUCUCUGGGCUAAUUGAUGACUAUUUUUGUUACAAGAAAGUGCUUGCUAAAUGAUUUUAAACAAAAAAAAGUUGAAAGGAAUCAGAGUCUACC